This is a messenger RNA of Lactuca saligna, 1059 nucleotides long. Lineage: Eukaryota; Viridiplantae; Streptophyta; Magnoliopsida; Asterales; Asteraceae. The record is from the annotation of a GenBank genome assembly.
AUGUUUCGUGAGGUGCCUGUAGCAAGCAAAAUCCUUGAAUCCUACUGGAAACUUUCUUCUUCAGGGUUUCGUCCCGUAACUCAAGAGAUGCAAUCAAUUAUUGCGGAAGCAGACAAGCCCAAGAAGGGUGGUAAAAAAGGUGGGAAGAAAGGAGGAAAGAAUCCAAAGGGGAAAGAAGGUCCAUCUGCUCAAACUCAAGCUCCAAAGAAACGAAAAGGUCAUACUGAUGUUCGAAUUGAGGAGGAUAACCAUGUUAGCAAUGAAGAUGUUACACCGAACCCUGAGGUAACUCCAACUUACAAUGAUUUCAUUCCAUCUCCUCCUUAUUCACCCAAAACCACAACCACUACCACACUCAUAAUUGUUUCACUUUUUCCCCCACCAGUCUAUUCUCAAACACCUGGUAGUAUUCCUCUAUCUACACCAUUAUUUUCUGAUUCUACUACUCCACCAACAAUGUAUGUAGAACCUCUUGUUUCAGUCAACGCAUCUGAUGUGGGGGCUAACAUUCUAGGUUUUACAACAACUCUUAUCUCACCACUCAUUUCCCCACUUCACCAAGACGAACUGGAUAUGAUUUAUGGGGAUGGUGAAGACAAAUUCGUAGGAUUUACCUUCAGUCCAUUCAGUAUCAUGACUGAGAGUGAUGACGAAGCUCCAGUCACGAAGGGGCAACUCAAAUCCAUCCAUGAAAAACUUGAUUCAUUACUUCAUGCUUCCAAGCCUUCAUCAACUAAUGAAUAUUUUCAAACAACAAUCAAGUCCCUCCUUAAGACACUCACCAAAGAACAUUCAGCAAAUCUUGAAAAUAUGAAUAAGGCAGUGGAUGCCACUACUACUGUCUGCAACAAUACGACCGAAAGAGUCGAUAAACUAAUUUCUGAUGCCACAGCUUUUAUGAAAAACUUCCAAACAUCUUUUGAAUCCAACACAGCAAAAGCUAAUGAAGCCAUCUAUAAUCUUGGCUCCUCUCUUAAAGCUGAAAGGCCAAAACUUCAAGAAGUUCAAAUUGGCAUUACCGUUGAUCAUGAAGAGUUCAAAUCAUCCCUUUCCUCUUAA